Molecule: messenger RNA, 1713 nt
Organism: Brienomyrus brachyistius
Lineage: Eukaryota; Metazoa; Chordata; Actinopteri; Osteoglossiformes; Mormyridae
Gene: rfc4
Product: replication factor C (activator 1) 4
Exons: 10
Coding region: 560-1624 (354 amino acids)
Biological process (GO): DNA-templated DNA replication; DNA repair
Cellular component (GO): DNA replication factor C complex; nucleus
Molecular function (GO): ATP binding; ATP hydrolysis activity; DNA clamp loader activity
Source: RefSeq, a predicted model, not a curated record
UAUCGUAGCGGAAGUUGAGCGUCCACGAAGCGCUUCUGGCGGGAGUAUGACACAUGUUCGGAGCUCUCAGUGUAAAUAACUCGCAGUUGUCAGAAUCGUAUUAAUAUUAUUUCGAUCGACAGCAGGGUAAGAAUAAUUAAAAUGCAGUAAUAUAAUGAGACAUGUAGUGGAUUGGAGAACUCUAUCCUGUAAGCUUGAUAAACGCUUGGUAGAUAAACUUUAGAAUUAAGCAGACUUAACGUACGCGGCUACAUUUCAAAUUUAAUUUUAAAAAAUAAUUUAUCAAUUAUAUAAUGCUAAGACGUAAAUACGCGUGCAUUAUCUAUAUGGUUCAAAUGUAUAGAAAUCUAACAGUUGUCUUUUUUUUUCGUCCAUCCAUCCAUUUUCUGUACCCGCUUUGUAAAGCGACUAUUUGAGCGUGAUCGCCGUUGUUUGUUCCUCUGCUGUUGUCUCGUUACUGAUAGAGGCCAGCCUUUUUGAUUUGUGAAUAUACGUAAACUUUGACCUUUUUACCUCGUGAGCUACGCAGUUGAUGUCCUUUCUCAUUUAAAGCUGAACCAUGCAAGCUUUUUUGAAAGGAGCGUCUACCCAGAGCAGUAAAAUUGCCAAAGACAAAUCUGCAGGGUCCAGUGGAGAAAAGAAGCAGAAACCGGUGCCUUGGGUAGAGAAGUAUAGACCGAAGUGUGUUGAUGAAGUUGCCUUCCAAGAGGAGGUGGUUGCAGUGCUGAAGAAGUCUCUAGAGGGCGCCGAUCUCCCUAACCUGCUAUUCUAUGGCCCACCUGGUACCGGGAAAACCUCAACCAUACUGGCUGCAGCACGGGAACUGUUUGGACCUGAGCUGUAUCGGAAGAGAGUUUUGGAGCUCAAUGCCUCUGACGAGCGAGGUAUCCAAGUGGUUCGGGAGAAGGUGAAGAAUUUUGCCCAGCUGACUGUGGCAGGAACACGAUCCGAUGGGAAACCCUGCCCCCCCUUUAAGAUCAUAAUCUUGGAUGAGGCCGACUCUAUGACUGGUGCAGCACAGGCUGCCCUUAGAAGGACCAUGGAGAAGGAGUCCAGGACCACGCGCUUCUGCCUCAUCUGUAACUACGUCAGUCGGAUAAUUGAGCCCCUGACAUCUCGAUGUUCAAAAUUUCGCUUCAAACCUCUCGAUGACCAGGUCCAAGAAGUUAGACUGUUAGAAAUAUGUGAGAAGGAGAAGCUGAAGUAUUCCAAAGAGGCUAUUGCAGCCCUGGUAAAGGUGUCAGAGGGAGACCUCAGAAAAGCGAUCACUUUUCUUCAAAGUGCAGCAAGGCUUAAUGGUGAAAAAGAAAUUGCAGAAAGUGAAGUCAUAGAGAUUGCUGGGGUUUGCCCCCCAAAGAUGAUCAAAGACCUACUACACAUUUGUUACAACAGUACAUUUGACAAGCUAGAAGUUGCUGUGAAGAACUUGAUAGAUGAAGGAUAUGCUGCCACACAGAUUUUACAUCAGCUUCAUGACAUAAUCAUAGAGGAGAGCCUGAAUGACCAGAAGAAGUCCAUCAUUACGGAAAAAAUGGCGGAGGUGGACAAAUGUUUGGCUGAUGGAGCAGAUGAGUACUUACAGGUGCUGAGCCUGGGUUCCACAAUAAUGCAGCAAGCUGCUUAGACCAAUUAAUCUCCUGCUCCUCUCUCCCACCCCCUGGCUGUUUUUUUAUUCUUCCAAUAUAUAGAGAAAAUAAAUGUCUGCAAAACCUC